Molecule: messenger RNA, 1715 nt
Organism: Osmia bicornis bicornis
Lineage: Eukaryota; Metazoa; Arthropoda; Insecta; Hymenoptera; Megachilidae
Gene: Sap30
Product: histone deacetylase complex subunit SAP30 homolog
Exons: 3
Coding region: 1038-1565 (175 amino acids)
Biological process (GO): regulation of DNA-templated transcription
Cellular component (GO): histone deacetylase complex
Molecular function (GO): protein binding; transcription coregulator activity
Source: RefSeq, a predicted model, not a curated record
CAUUAUUGCUUUCAUCUAUAUACUCAAUAUUCAGUAGAGGAAUAUGAAAAGGCUAUAAUUUACUAAAUGGAUGUUUUAUAAAUAUUAUUACCUAGAUAUUAAUUAUUCCACAAUUAUUCCCUUUGUUCUUUAUAUUUUUUUUUAUGAUGUGGAGAAUGAUCAAUCAAUACAUAACUUUUUGAUACUAUUUUGUUCAUUAAAUUCCUUUUAAUGAAUUCACAUAUAUUUGUUUUAGUGGAUAUAUUAAAAAACAUAAAAGCUGAAUACUAAUAAAUAAUAAGAAAUAACACAAAUUAUACAAUGCAAAGUUACUUUUUUCAGUGAUGGCGCACACAGUUGGUAGAAUUGAAUUUACUGAAUAGAUACUCCACCACGCACUAUGUAUACAUAUAUAUAGAUGUAUGUAUUAAAACACAAAAUAUACAUAUAUAUGUGUCAUAUGCACCUUCACGCAAUUUUGUGUGAGUCAAUGUAGGUGUGUAUAUAAAUAAUAAAACGCGGUGAAGUUAGGUGAAGUGUUGUACUCAUAAAAUUUUAAAGAAUUCUGUAAGAACAUAAACGUGUUACGAGGAAAUAGCACUGUUAAAUGUUUGUCUUUUAAUAGAAUUUUCGAAGUACAUGCAGUAGCUACAGCUGAUACAUAAAAAUAACUCGUAUGUUAAAAUGUUGUGAGAGAAAGAAAGUGAAAUGUUAUAUGAUAUCGUUUAACACCGAGCUCUUCGUAAUACGCAAACGCUACUAUUUAAAUUAUCGAUUCGUGAGCCUGAAUCUUUGUCUAAAAUAAAAGAAUAGACAUUCCGUGAUAAAGGUUUUCUUUUAUACCGGUAACGGGGAAAUAAAUUUCUUCAACGAAUUAGAUGUUGACAAAUGAAAUUCGCCAGGAAAUUAUGAGUGUGAAAAGUAGACGUCCCGGAGUAUAUUUUACAUUGAGACACACUGUUUUUUGACGCAAAUACAAUACGUCAAAACAAUUCGAGGUUGUUAAAGUUCUACAUAUUCUUCAUACUGAUUUAGUUGAUGUUAAAAAUAAAAAAAAAAUGAAUGGAUUCAGUACCGGUGAAGAAGAUUCCAGAGGAGCUGCUGAUCAAAUCUGUUGCCUUGUAGAUGAGGGUGAACGAUGCACUCGACCAGCUGGCAACGCUUCUUAUAGCAAACGUAUACAAAAAACUGUAACUCAACGGCGAUUGAAACUUAAUCUCGAUCAAGUGGCCCGUCACAUAUAUAUCUGUGAUUAUCAUAAACAAGUAAUACAAUGUGCAAGAUCUAAGCAACAGCAACAACGUAGACGUAAGGACUCAGAAGAAGAUUCUGGUGAAACAGACAAUGACCUUCCCGAGGUUGAUCUUUUUCAGUUACAAGUUGGUACAUUAAGGAGAUACAAGAGGCAUUAUAAAGUUUCUACACGUCCAGGUUUAAAUAAAGCUCAAUUAGCUGAUACCCUUAUGAAGCAUUUCAAGACGAUCCCAGUAGUUGAAAAAGAAGCGUUAAGCUUCUUCAUUUAUACAGUUAAAACCAAUGCCAAUAAAUUAGAUCAAAAGAAUGGUUUAAGUAAUGACACCACCUAGCCUAGGCAUCAUUUCAUGAGUUUUGUUAUUGUAAUCUUUUACUAGUGAGAUCAGAAACGAAUGUAUGGAUUUUUACUUGUUAAUAGACAUAGGUAUUUUGUAAGAUCUAUGUAUAAAAUACACUGAAAAAAAUAUAUGUAUAAUGAAGCA